UAUCGAGCUCCAAGCGAACAGAAAAAAUCUGUGUUUCUUCUUCUCAAUUUCUCGGAAAGGAAGUAUGGCGACAGUGACGACUACCCCAGCUGUGACGACUCGCAGGCACAGGAUCCCGACUUGUGUGGAGUGUGGCACUCGGCAGAAUCCAUGCCAUGUCAAGGUAAUUGGGCCGACGCUUGGAUUUGUGGCAUUCGCGAUCGCGGCGGCGGUGGAGUGGCCCGUGGGAGCGAUCAUGUAUCCCUUUCGCCGCAUCAAGGGGCGCAGGAUGAUCGGGCAUCCGAUGAGAGUGGUGUAUCCUCGUGUCUCAAACGCUAUUCCCUUUUAAAUCACAGAUCCCAGACUUGAAAGAACGGAGGGAUAGUGAUCCUUCCUUUCACUGUAUAGUUUCCACAAUCAAAGCGAAUCCACUUUUCUUCUUUCUAUCCUAU
Messenger RNA from Selaginella moellendorffii, 431 nucleotides. RefSeq lists its product as uncharacterized. The transcript has a single exon. Bases 65 to 328 code for a protein of 87 amino acids. NCBI's taxonomy places the organism in Eukaryota, Viridiplantae, Streptophyta, Lycopodiopsida, Selaginellales, Selaginellaceae. The record is from RefSeq and is a predicted model, not a curated record.